Amphiprion ocellaris (clown anemonefish) is the source of this 5653-nucleotide messenger RNA. RefSeq names its product neurotrypsin-like. Bases 147 to 2819 code for a protein of 890 amino acids. Gene Ontology annotation, molecular function: serine-type endopeptidase activity. The transcript is spliced from 14 exons. Gene Ontology annotation, cellular component: membrane. NCBI's taxonomy places the organism in Eukaryota, Metazoa, Chordata, Actinopteri, Pomacentridae. The record is from RefSeq and is a predicted model, not a curated record. Gene Ontology annotation, biological process: proteolysis.
UACCAUCAUCACUCACACUGUCUCCACGAUUCCUUCCAGCCAGCAGCAGGAGGAUAACCGCGGUUCAGCUCCCGGACAGGUCGGACUCAGAGAUGGGAGAGGAGCGGCGGCGUCUCUGGCUCUGACGGACGCACCGGGCGGGAAGGAUGGCUCUGACCAGCCGGGAAAUGUUGAGCUUGAUGGGAACCGCCUGCCUCUGGCUGCCGCUGCUGGCGGAGAUGGUGGCUGAGGACAGUUACUUAAAUGAGGUGCAGAACUCAGUGCCUCUGUCCUGCUCUGAGGGCUUCACAGAGCUGGGUUAUUACAACGGCACUGUGUCCCAGACGGAUUCCGGUGCCCUCUGUUUGAAAUGGACCGAGUUUCCGGACUACGUCAUGCAGUAUCCGGGCCGCGGCCUCGGAGACCACAGCUACUGCAGGAACCCGGAUAGAGAGUCCAACCCCUGGUGUUUCUUCAGACAAAACUCAGGCGCCAUCGGCUGGGCCUACUGCGACUGCCACCAGGGUGCAGCCCGUCUGGUCGGCAGCUCCUCCUCCGGCAGCGGGCGGGUGGAGGUUUACCUGAACGGCCAGUGGGGGGCGGUGUGCGACUCCCACUGGACGGACAGAGAUGCCAGCGUGAUCUGCAGACAGCUGGGUCUGGGUGACAUUGGCACGGCGCUGCAGCACUCGCAGUUUGGCUCCGGCUCCGGCCUCUUCCACUACGAGCGUCUGGGUUGCCGUGGCGACGAGAACACCCUGAGCAACUGCCGGAGCAGGACGUUCGUCACCGGGGACUGUAGCCAUGGAAACGAGGCCGCAGUGGUGUGUGCGCCUCCGGAAGGAAGCGGACCUCCUCUGCGAUUGGUCGGAGGCGAGGAGGACUUCGAAGGUCGUGUGGAGGUGUUUCACGCAGGGAGGUGGGGCUCCGUCUGCGAUGACCAAUGGGAUGACAGGGAUGCAGAGGUGGUGUGCAGGCAGCUUGGGUUCGGCGGUGUGGCGAAGGCCUGGUCCUGGGCACACUUCGGUCAGGGUUCGGGUCCAAUCCUGCUGGACGCCGUGAAGUGCACCGGAAACGAGCUGUUCCUGGAUCAGUGCCCUCAUGGCGACUGGGAGCAGCACAACUGUGACCACAUGGAGGACGCCGGAGUCUCCUGCAGCCCUUAUACAGACGGAGUGGUGCGCCUGGUUGGAGGAGACAGUCCCUGGGAGGGUCGAGUCGAAGUGUUUCACAGCGGCGACUGGGGGACGGUGUGCGACGACCACUGGACCCAGCAGCAUGCAGAGGUGGUCUGCAGACAGCUGGGAUACAGGGGUCACGCUGAGGUCGUAUCAGACGGGACGUUCGGUGAAGGCGCUGGUUUGAUUCUCCUGGACGAUGUGCAUUGUGAAGGAUCUGAAACCUCCCUGCUGGACUGUAAACGUGGGAUCUGGGGUCGGACCGACUGUUCUCACAGUGAAGACGUUGGUGUUCGCUGCAGAGGAAGAUCCAGCCAGGAGACCAACGAAGUGCCGGUUAUCGCACCUUCAACAGGUCCCCUGGUGCGUCUGGUGGGUGGCAGCAGCAGGAAGGAGGGUCGAGUCGAGGUGUAUCUCCAUGGCGACUGGGGAAGUAUUUGCGACUCGGGCUGGAAUGACCUGAAUGCAGUCGUGGUGUGCAGACAGCUUGGACACAGCGGUGGAGCCGUGGCCGCCGGAGGGUUCGGUCAGGGGAAAGGACCCAUCCACCUGGACCAGGUGAGGUGCACGGGGAAGGAGGAGUUCCUGGGGGAGUGUCCCUCUCUGGGUCAGAGCAUCCAGGGCUGCAGACGGAAGGAGGACGCUGGGGUGAGGUGUGAUGUCAAGCAGAGGGAGUCGGCGGUUCAGGUCCAACCUCAGGAGAGGAGCUGUGGGCUGAGGAAGCUGGUGGAGGAGGAGGGCAAGAGGAGGAACCAAGGAGAGGAAAGCACGCUCAGGACCACGUGGCCCUGGCAGGUGUCGGUUUGGCUCCAGUCUCAAUCACAAGACGAUGGUCCUCUCUGCAGCGGGACUCUGAUCGGCCCCUGCUGGGCCCUGACGUCUGCAUCCUGUGUGACCAGGUUCGGCAGCGACCCGUCCAGGUACGUGGUGCGAAUCGGGGGUUCGGAGCAGAGCCUGACCCCGCAGCGGGUUGUGGUUCACAGGAAGUUUAAGGGGCAGAGCGGAGGACACGAUCUGGCUCUGCUGAAGCUGCCCAGCUCCAAGGGUCACUGCCUGACGUUUGACCCCAACACCAACGCCGCCUGCCUCCCUGCAGCCGACGUAUCGACCGGAGGAAACGCUCCGGCCUCCUGUGUUGUCAUGGUUACCGCCGGAUGGGCAGGACCAGACUCCGUCGUUGCAUCCUGGGUCCCUCUCAUGUCGUCAUGGCAAUGCAAGAAGCGCUACGGUGACAGCUUCUCCAGUCACGGCACCCUGUGCGCCGGCAGCCCUCCAGACACCAGCAUCCUCCACGGCGACGGUUGCCAGGGCAACUCUGGAGGCGGGCUGCUGUGUCAGGAGGAGACGGACGGCCGGUGGGUGCUCACAGGGGUCGUCGCCGGGGGUUACGGCUGCUCCGACCCCUCCUCUCCCGCCCUCUACACGCGAGUCAGCCGCUUCAGGAGCUGGAUCAACGAGGUCACCGCAGCGCCAGCCGAGGAGCCGCAUGCACGCGCCCAGACGCAACAAGUUGACAAUGACAUCACACAUGUGCACAGGAAGCUCAAACGCACACACGAGCAGCAACUAACGAAUGAGAUCAACGAGAUUAAACACACGUAUCCUUCACACACCAGCCAGCACGCUCACGCUAAACACACAAACACGCCGACCGUGGUCUGAUCAAUGCCGUCGGCUUUACCACCCUGUGCCAUGUGACCAAACGAGGAAGAGAAGGAGAGCAAGUCGAAGAUGCUCCCAACUUAAAGUCAUUUAAGCUCAUUUUCAAAUCCGAACUCCGUGUUGUGAUUCCCAAGUGUUUGCUAGUCGUCGGCUGAGUGCAGCGGUGUGGGCAGAGCUUCCUGAGCUGCAGGAUAAUGGAGUGUGGGUGAUCUGUGGUGCUUUAAACAUGUCUGUUGCAGCCCAGAGGUUUAUCAGCAUGCUGAUCGGGGGCCGUUCACUGACACUGAAAAUCUAAAAAAUCAGCAUGGCAUGUGUUUUAAGGACGAUAGCGUUAGACGUAACAUAAAUCGGGGGACAAUUCGAAGACGGUCACACGAGAAUCUAUGCUAAUUUCACUUAUUUAUGUGUCUUCUGUGUGAGUUCUUAGAAGAUAAAAACUAACUAAGCAACUAGUGUAACGGCUGACUGGAUAUCACUGACGUCCCUCUGAGAUGAUUCAUGUAGAUAAACUCCAAACGUUAGGUUUUUAUAAAAACACUUCCCGUUUCUUUUUUCAAACAGGGCUUUUCUCUUGGAGCUUUUGUCUUAUACCUUUACCGGUGAAAGUGCUGUUGUUCAUUUAGACCCACGACUAAGCUACUAAACUGAGGACAAUACCAGUGAUUUAGCAUGUUUUAGCAUAUUUAUAACUAAAAAUCUAUACUUUAACUUACUGCUGACUGUUUUACACACCACACUGGAGAUUUUGCUCUGUUUUUGUCAAGUUUAGACACCAGACUUUAAUCAGAGUAAACGUUGGAUCGUCAAUGAAGCUCCCAAACUGGUCAUCCAAAUACAUGUCACAAAAACUGGGAAUACUCACCACAGAAGGCAAUCAGGAAAUCUGAAUAGUAGAAACAUGUAUAAAAAGUAAUGAAAGUGAAAAAAAACAUCAGUAAAACCUCAAACUGCACUAAAACUCUCCUUUUCGAUCUAAAUUUAAUCAGUAAUAAUGCAGAAAAACCCUAAAAUGACUUCGAAGGAGUAUUCGAGGUGUUGCAGGAGCACUGGGAGCAGAGCAGCACUGCACCAUGUGGCUACUUUGACCAGAAUGGCUUUUCAUAGAUAUGAGUCUCUGAACUCUUUAAUCGUACUUUGAAGAGUUACGUAAUAUUUAGCCACCAGACUUUAAUCCGGGUAAACGUUCCAUCCCUAAUGAAGCUCCCAAAUAUGUCUCAAAAACUGAGAAUACUCACUACAGAAGGCAAUCAGGAUAAUUGUAAUACUGGAAACAUGUAUGAAAAGUAAUAAAAGAGAAAAAAAAACAUCAGUAAAGCCUCAAAAUGCAUCUGUGACUGCACCAAAACUCACCUUUUCGAUCUAAAUUUAAGUUUUGAUUGAAUCCCAAUGUGACUUCAGUGUGAUUUUAUUAUUUUCUAAAGUAUUUUCUUCACAUAAGUAUUCCUUUUUUUCCAUGUAUAUGAAAAUAAGUAUAGAAAAAGUGUUAAAUCCUUCAGUUAUUUUGUCAAUCCUACAUCAUUACUGAGAGGUAAUGCGAGGCAACUGCAUCACCCUUCAGUAAUAAGGCAGAAAAACCAUAAAACAACUUUGAAGGAAUGUUGCAGGAGCACUGGGAGCAGAGUACCGCUGCAUGAGGGGGCUCCUUUGACCAGAAGACUUUUCAUAGACUUUUUCAUCAUAAUUCGUAGAGGUUAAUAUGUUCAAAGUAUUAUUAUGGGAUUGCAUGGACGUAGCACACCACCUCAGUCACAUUUCCUGUGUCAUGUCUACGCAUUUUAAGCUUUCUGCCUUUCAUUUCACCACGUCACAAAUGACAUGGGAAAAGUGAAAUUUGACCGUGAUGAAGACAGUUUGUAACACGUCAGAUUCACAGUGGACGAAGUUUCAAAGCAGGAGUAGCUCACCUAUCCAGAGUCCGACUGUUGAAGCAGAGUUCUACUGUAAUGUCCUGAUUUGGUCCUUCCAAUGCUCUGUGGGAUGAUUACGCAAGGGUUUUGUGACCAUGACAACCAAACUGUCGCCCCCAACUUGGCCUACUUGCUAGAUUUGUCUCCCAGGGACUAAAAAAAUUCAACUCGAAAGAUUAUCUUUUUGACACUGGUGAGUUUCAAGAGUCUGCUAAUUGAUUUUCUGGUUGAAUCAGGCAUCAAUACUUUCCUCUAUUUCUAAUUAAAGAGCUGAAACAUGCAAAAACACCAGUAGGGUCCUUUAAAGUUGUACUUUUUAAGCCAUCGGGUCUUAAAUAUCUUUUUGUACUGGCUCUAGAUAGAUAGAUAGAUAGAUAGAUAGAUAGAUAGAUAGAUAGAUAGAUAGAUAGACAGAUAGAUAGAUAGACCCUUAGAUAGCUGCUGUUCCUGAGUUUAGAUAGAACGUGUUCUGCAUUCAUUCUAGGCUGACUUAGAUAAACUAAAUGUUGUCCGUUCCGUUGUCCUCUGAGCAGAUCUGACCAGGAGGUGGCGACAUUGCUCUUAAUUUUCAGAGGGUUCCUUGGACUCUGGUUCUUUUUUUAUACUGUAAGUGUAUGAACUUGUGCUCGAUGUUCUGUGAAACCAUGUGUGUUGUGAAGCAUCUUGUGACCUGCUACUGCUGUUUUCUCCACCGUGGACCUGCCCCAAAGCCUGUUUCUAUAAUCCUGUACAUAAACUCAGGCCUCCUCCCUUCAACACUUGAUGUUCGACCGAUGCAGAUCCUGUGGGUUCAUGCAAAUACCAAGCAGAAGGUGCAGAUUAAAGUGUGUAGGAUGUACUUCACCUGUGCUAAAAGCCAUCAGCUGUUCCUCAGUGUACUGUGCAGAAUCAUGGUUGAGUAUUAAAACGUAUACCUGCAGAGAACAA